This is a messenger RNA of Periophthalmus magnuspinnatus, 2635 nucleotides long. Its product is annotated as grainyhead-like protein 2 homolog. The transcript has 15 exons. The coding region runs from base 201 to 1982 and encodes 593 amino acids. Gene Ontology annotation, molecular function: RNA polymerase II cis-regulatory region sequence-specific DNA binding; DNA-binding transcription activator activity, RNA polymerase II-specific. The record is from RefSeq and is a predicted model, not a curated record. Gene Ontology annotation, cellular component: nucleus. Lineage: Eukaryota; Metazoa; Chordata; Actinopteri; Gobiiformes; Gobiidae. Gene Ontology annotation, biological process: brain development; neural tube development; regulation of transcription by RNA polymerase II.
GGAGCCGUGGUUCUAAUACUAAAGAGUGCAUUGUCCCAUUCAGACAGAUUGGCAUGUGCUUGCUUUGUAGAUUAAUAUCCAGGUUAAAAGUUUGACCUGCACCAAGACUAGAAAGUCCGGUCAAACAAGUCCCACAAAACGCCCGGGAGGACAGCAGGAGAACAGCAGGAGAACAGCAGGAGUGCAACAGCAGCAGCAGCAUGGACGUGGACAGUAAACGACUCAUGGUAGUGGUACCAAAUGAAGCAUCGCCGCGACAACUGUUGAGUGGCAGCGAUGAUGAGGCCUGGAAGAGCUACCUGGAAAACCCACUAACUGCUGCCACCAAAGCCAUGAUGAGCAUUAACGGGGAUGACGAGAGUGCUGCAGCUUUGGGCAUACUCUACGACUAUUACAAGAUUUCUAGGGACAAAAAGACUGCCAACGGCAAACCGCAGGUUCUUGAUAAUUACGACAUACUAGACCAAGCUCUGAACUCCAUGCCUGUCAACCUGUCGCUACAUGAUACAGCGACCAUAGACCAUUCAAAAAAACAAUACGGACCUCUUAAUGUGCCAACACAUACACACACUGGGAAAGACAGAGGUGGAACAGUUUUGGUCAAAGCACAAGCUCAAACUAUCCCUGCCAAUGUCUACAUGGAAGAAUUCAAGGACCCAAUAAGAAUGCCUUAUGAACAAAACAGAUAUGACAACUUGUUUUCUGGGUACCUAAAAGAAGAACAGAGAAGCACUCCAGACAGUGUCUACGAGGAUGAGGUGUAUCAAAACUCUUCUGGGGGAGCCAGCCAGUUGCACUACAAUGUCUCAAAUGAUGGCUUCCUGUAUUGUCUUGAGGCCAGUAUGUCUCUGCGACCACGACAUGAAGAAGGUCCAAUGGCGUAUCUGAACCGUGGGCAGUUUUACCCUUUGACCCUGUCUCACACUCAGGGAGUUAAACUCCAGACUAGAGGGCCAACGCCGUCUAGGACUAACCAGGGUACAGUGAGGGGGGCAGAGCUGCAGCAGGACAGUGUGGUACAGAGUGUCAUCAUGGUUGUUUUUGGGGAGGACAAGUGCAGAGAUGAACAGCUAAAAAACUGGAAAUAUUGGCAUUCACGACAACACACAGCCAAGCAGCGUGUCCUAGAUAUAGCUGACUAUAAAGAAAGCUUCAGUACAAUUUCCAAUGUUGAGGAAAUUGCCUACAAUGCAGUCUCCUUCACAUGGGACGUCACUGAGGAGGCAAAGGUGUUUAUUUCAGUCAACUGCCUGAGCACAGACUUCUCGUCACAAAAAGGCGUUAAAGGGACUCCAUUGAAAAUUCAGAUCGACACAUACAGCUACAAUGGAUGCAAAGGGAAACCCAUCCACCGGGCAUUCACGGAGAUCAAGGUCUUCUGUGAUAAGGGCGCAGAGAGGAAGCUACGUGAUGAAGAAAAAAAGCAGCUCCGAAAAAGGACAAAGGGUAAAAGUGGCAGUUGUAUGUCCCAGUCUCCAGUGAAGAGAUCUGACACGACCUUAUUCAAAUCUGAGCAAGACCUAGACUCCCAGCCAGUCCUGUUCAUCCCGGAUGCCCACUUUGGGAACUUGCAGCGGUCGGGACAGGUUUUUGCUUUUAACACAGAAGAAGUUGAAAGUGAUGGGAGUGUGAAGAUGAGGAGAUUCUCAUGUGUUUCAGAGGAGGACCUGUGCACACCUCAGAUGAAGAGGCCCAAACUUGAACCAGAAAAAAGAGUCCUUUUGUACGUGAGGAAAGAGAAUGAUGAAGUUUUUGAUGCUUUGAUGCUACGGACACCAACUCUCAAAGCACUUAUGGAGGCAAUAUCAGAGAAAUAUGCAGUGCCUAUUGACAAAAUGGUGAAGGUUUACCAGAAAAGUAAAAAAGGGGUCCUAGUGAAUAUGGAUGACAACAUUAUCCAGCACUACUCCAAUGAGGACACCUUCAUCUUGGCCAUAGAGGCAUCUGCAGACUCACUACGAGUCACUCUUUCCGAGAUAUGACAGCACUGUUUGCACUACACAAGCCUUCAUAUGAGAGUCAAAUGGUUUAUUUAUUACAUGAAACAGUGAAAAAUGGGUUUAAAACGUGGCUUAAUUUUAUUUCCCCAAACUCCUUGCUUUUGUGAUUAUUUUUGAAUUGCAUGCAAGGUGUAUUCAGAAAGGAUUUUAUUAGAAAAAAUCCUGUUAUACUUUGAUGACAACUGCUCACAUGUUUUAUGACCCCUAGUGGCUGGAUUUGGAAAUAAUGUAUAGUCCCACACCCCAAAAUCCAAAAUCUCAUUUAUUUUCUUCACACACAUCAGAGAAUGUCUUGUACCAUAUUGUAUAUUUUACAUUAAAAGUAGGCCUAGGUUUUCUUGGCAAUGCCCCUUAUUUUGUGUGAGAUGUUAGCCCUUUGUGCCACUGUGAAGUAGCAUUUGUGAUUAUAUGAGAUGUCUUUAAGCGUCCCGUGGAUGUGGUUAAACUGUGUGGCUUCAUCAGUUUGUGUUGAUUGUGGUCUUCUUCUGAGGGACAAAAAUCAUUAUGACAUGAUUAUAGGGACUCAUAACUGGUCCAGCAAAUUUCAGUGUUUCACUGACUUUUAUGCUCCAUUUCAAAUGUGUUGUAAUGUACAGUUUUUUAAUUGGUAAAUAAAUAUAGUUUUGUACCAUGUU